Molecule: messenger RNA, 4428 nt
Organism: Volvox carteri f. nagariensis
Lineage: Eukaryota; Viridiplantae; Chlorophyta; Chlorophyceae; Chlamydomonadales; Volvocaceae
Exons: 24
Coding region: 1-4428 (1475 amino acids)
Biological process (GO): replication fork arrest; DNA replication checkpoint signaling; DNA repair
Cellular component (GO): replication fork protection complex
Molecular function (GO): DNA binding
Source: RefSeq, a predicted model, not a curated record
AUGGCUUAUGGGCUCAACCUUGCGGGGGCGCACCGGGAGCAGCAAGAUGCCAUUCGCGGUGCCAAAGACAAGGACAGCGCAGGUGACAUCGUCAUGAUGGAUCUGGAGGAUGAUUUAGAUGAUGGAGCAGAUGAUGUUGGCGCCGAUCAGGACGACGAGAACGAGCAGGCGGCCGGGCCGCAGCCCGACCCCGUGGACUAUGAGCUGCUCAUCAGCGUGGCUCACGGCCUGGGCAGGUGGAUGCAGGACACAACCACCGGACAAAAAGUCUACGUAAAGGACCAGGACUGCAUAGUCAAGGUGUUGACCUACCUGACCAUGCCCGUGGACCCCGCCACAUCCAAACCGGAGAUCCAGGAGGGGUUCGUUCGGGACGUGAAGGAAGCCAUGUUGCAGCCGGACGCCCUGGUUGCCGUACUGGGCCUGAUCGCCGAGCCCCUGGCCGCCCACCCCCGCCUGAGUCCUGAGCAGCAGGGUGCCGUACAGCUGGUUCUGGUUCUGCUCCGAAACCUUUUGGCGGUGCCGGACGAGCGGCCCUCCCCCACCCUGGCUGCGGGGUCUUCUAGAACCCGGCUGCAGGCCUCCCUGCUGUCGCUGCUCUUUUCCGAGAACAUCCUGGAGCUGCUGCUGCUGGUGGCGCAACACGGCACCCAGGCGCCCCUGCGGAGAGAGAUGCCGACGCUGCUGGAGAUAUUGUACGACACAUACAGAAAUGUCACUCCGCAACAGCUGCUGGCAGCAAAGCCACCGCCGCCACCACGGGCGGCGCAACAGCAGCGAAAGCAGCAGCCAGCGCCGCCGAAAGCGCCGGCGGCCCCUACCGGCGCCGCCGCAGGCGGCGGCGGCGGCGGCGGCGUCCGCCCAUCGCUGGCCGCUUUCCAUUCCACAGUAGCUGCUCAGUUGCGGCGGCAGCAGCUGGCUGCAGCUGCCAAGCUGCGGGGAGCCCCGGGGGGUGCCGGUGUGGUGAUGUCCCGCCCGGGGGCUGCGGGGGGGCGGUUCGUGAUCGCGCACGCCGACGACCCCGGGCAGCGGCGGACCUUCCUGGCGAGACCCGCUGCGGGCGGCACUGCGGCCACGACAGUGAAGCAACAGAUCGUGGAGGCACCACCCAAACUGGACGGUGGAAGCCGCUCCGGGGCCUCCGGCUCCUCAUCUGGUUCGUCCUGGGCCGUACGGGAUGCCGUACUGCUGUGGAAGCUUCGUUGCUUCGCGGAUGAUCUGUUGGAGAGCGGGUACAACCAGGUUAUGGAGGUCAUCCGCCGCGAUGUGUCGGCGGGUGUGGGUGAGGCUCAGGCGGCGGCAGGCGGCACCAUGGGCUGGGACACCUUCCACCUGGUUUGCAAGUUGUGGGUGGAGCAGGCGGACACCAGUGCUAAGCUGAGGGACUGGGAGCUGCAGGCCGUGUCAAUGCGGUUGCUGUGUGAGAUGUUGGCGGUGUUGACUACUGCCUUGGAGCGGGGGGGGUUUCUGGUUCGUGCCAAGAAGCGGCGCGGUGGGGUCGGCAAGAGGAAGAAGCAGCAGCUCGAGCAGGAGGAGGGGGAGGGGGAGAAGGAGGGGGACGCCGGGGAGGGGGAGGGGGGAGAGGGGGGUGAAGGAGGAGGCGAGGAGGGCGAGGGGGGGAAGAGGGCUGGUGGCAGUGGCAAGGCCCCCCUGGACGAGCUGGAGGAGGGCGAUGGCGGCGAUGAAGACGAUGACGAUGAUGAGGAUGAGGACGAGGACGACGACGCGGGGGGCGGUGGUGGUCGUAGGGGGCGAGGGGGGGGGGUGGAGAGGCCCCUGGACCUGACCUCCAAGAUCCGCGGCAAGCUGGCCCAGCCCGCCGUCAUCUACUUUGCCGUACAGCUGCUAGCCUGCUACCGCUCCCUGCCCCCCGAGGUGCCUCGCGCCAUAGCGUCCUUGUUGUACCGCAUAGCGGGCAAGGAACAUCUGGAUAUGGAGCCCCUGCUGUACCAGGUCUCCGUACUCCGCGUGUUCUACAUGCUGCUGUCCGACCCCGACCUGCGCUCCCCCAGCAAGCUGCCGUACUACCAGGGGGUCCUGCUGCUAGCCACCAGGGUGAUGCUCCGAAGGCGAUUCAUGAAGACGGUCCGGGUUGGCAACGGCCGCAGCAAACGAAGCGGCCAGGCCGGCCAGGCUGCUGGCAACGACGGCGGCGGCGGCCGCGGUGGCUUGCGGCUCAAUGCCGCUCAGGAAGCCCUCUUGCUGUCGUUGUUUGAGCGGCACAACGCCUCGAAGCACAACGCUGAUCUCAUUUUGGAGGGCAUGAAGCGGGGGGCAGGCGAGAAGGAGGCGGCGGGUGAGGCGGCGGGUGCCGGCGGUGUGGAGAUGAGCCUGGGUCAGCUGAUGCGGCAGCUGAAGAAGAUGGGGCUGAGGUUCAAACAGCUAACGGAGAACCAGAUCUCCCGCCUGAGCUCCCUCCACUCGCGGUAUCGUACCGACCCGGACUGCCAUCUGAUGAUCGCCGCACAACUACCUGGCGGUUGGACGAGCAAGGAUAUCAAGAGGUUGCUGGUCAAACAUGGAAUGGAACAGGUUCGCCGCCGGGGCACCCGUCGCGAAGAGGUCUCAGGCUCAGAGGCAGGCAGUGACAGUGACAGCGGUGGCGGUGAGGACGGCGAAGACGACCCCGACGUAGCUGCUCUGGACGAGGAGGAGCUGGGGGUGCUGUGGGAGGAACACGGAGGCUCUCCGGAUGCGGCGGCGAAGAUUGCCGCGGCUCUGAUCAGUCCUGUUCCUGCCGCGGCGGUGACGAAGAAGCUCCGACAAAUGGGGCUUAUGAAGCGCGACAAGCAGAAGCGGCGGAAAGGGGCAGGGAGGGAGGGUGGGGAAGAGAAGAGGAGGGGGAGCAGGAGGGGAGGUGGAGGGGAGGUGGAUGUGGCGGCUUUGCGGAGGCUAUACGAGGAACAUAAGGCCCGACCCGACCACCUGAAUGUGAUUGCGGCGUUUCUGCCCGGAGGCAAGACCGUCAAGCAGGUCCAGCGGCUGCUCCGGGCUCACGGCCUGCUGGACGACGAGUCGAUUCGUCGCAAGCGGGCCCGCGACGCCGCCGAGCGCACCCGCCUGGUGGCCCUUUACCAACAGACCCGUGGGUCGGCGGGGGAUCAGCUAGAAGCCAUGGCGCGCCUCAUGCCCGAUCUGGCGGGGGGGCCCCGGCAGGUGGCCAAGUUGCUGCGGAAGCACGGGCUGACGGCGGCCCCGGAGGGGGCGGGGCGGGGGAGGGGGAGGGGAAAGGGGGGAAGUGGCGGCGGGGAGGAAGAGGAGCUGCAUCAGCAGGGUGAAGAUGAAGAGGGGGAGAGGAGAGGAAAGGGCCCGAGGGCGGCUGGUGGCGGCAGCGGCGGCGCAGAGGAGCAUUCUGGCGGAGGGGCUAGAUCCACCAAAGUACGGGAGCCGGAUCCAGAUCGGAUCCUGCAGGCACUGGCCGGGAUCCAGGAUGCGUACGACGCUGACGGUCGCUGGAUGAGCCCACAUGCCGCUGCGGCCUGGGUGACUAAGCAGCUCACCGCCGCCGAGUCGUUGUGGCAGUUGGCGGGUGGCGCCACGUCGGACUACUGUCUGGUGCUGACGUGUGACGAGGAUGAGGACUUCUUCAUGACGGAAUACGCGCAUGACCGGCCCUCAUCUAGUCCCCACUUCCUGCACCCCCAAUACACACACACACACACACACACGAUUCCCCACAUCCCACAUCUCCCAUAUCCCAACCCAGCCCUCAAUCACCUAAACAACAACCCAUCCCCCCCACACCUCAAACCCCUCUCCCCUCUCCCCUCUUCCCCCGAUAAUGAUAAUGAUGAUGAUGAUGAUGACAAUGAUCGAGGUGGCGGCGCUGAUGGAGAUGAAGGCAGUGGUGGUGGCGGUCGCCAUGUGGUCACAGGGCACCAGGGAGCCCAGGGCAGGGCCAGGGGCAAGGCCAGGGCCGCGGGCGCACGGGCUCAAGGGAGGGCGAAGAAGAGGUCCUCCAAGUCCAAGUCCGAGGUGGGAAAGCAGGAAGAGGAGCAGGAGGAGGAGGAGAAGGAGGCGGCUGCCGGCGGCACAGAGCACCCCCGGGGGAGGACGAGGCGGCUGCCGGAUGCGCUGGGGGGCAGCAGCGGCAGCGAGGGCGAAGGCGACCGGCCCACGGGUCGCAACCGCACGGCACCGGCCACUGGACAGCCACCUGGCCGCAAAGGCGGCCGGGAUGUGGGGCCGGCUGGCGGUGCUGGUGCCGGUGGUGGUGGUGGUGGUGGUGGUAUGGCGGUAGGGGCCUCAGACGGGGGGCCCGGCGAGGGCGGUGUUGGGGGGGAUGCUGAUGCUCGGCGACGUGCACUGGCUGAGAUCGCCCGGCGGCGGCAGGAGCAGGCGAGGCGGCAGCAGGAGCUGAUCAAGGGUCAAAGCUGCGGAACGGUAAAAAACCCCGCACACGCCUAUAGUAUCUCUGUUAGGAGCUGA